UGAAAGCUCUGCUGAGAUCGAUGCUUUCUGUGAGUUUCAUUAACCUCUUCACCACACCAGUUUAAUAAGCAUUAUUUCUUUUACAAACAAUUAAGUGACAUUCUGAUGACAAGUAGUUUAUCUCUAUUUGCAACUGUUUAUGUGACACCGGUUAAUAACUGUAUAUUUUUUUGUAUAAGUGUUGAAGUGUUUGAUAAGGAAUUGUAUUAACGGGAUGACAACCGCAUAACGUCCUCGCCUUCCUGCAAACCUCACGAUGUUCCAUUCUGCCCCGAACGCAGGUGGAUACAGCGACACGAACAGCAGCUUUCACCAGCACCUCCAGCAGUCCCCGGUGUAUGUGCCCAGCAAUCGGGCCAUGCCCCAGUACGCCUCUCCUGCGGGAAGCCACUUCGGGGCUGCCCAUCAAGGGGGUUGGCACGCGAGCGGCGGAUACGGAGAGAUGGCGACUCCGACUACCCACGGUUUGGGCACGUCGCCCCAUCACGCGGGAUCGCUGGCCGGUCAAUUUUACGCGCAGAAUGUGAUGAUGGGAGGCUGGCGGCCGUACGAUAGCACGGGGUUCCAGAGGACUUCACCUUAUGGUAUGGAAUAUGAUGCGGGUAUGGAUUUCCAAUUUGGAGAAGGUCGCGAGUGCGUCAAUUGCGGAGCAAUUUCCACGCCACUUUGGAGGAGAGACGGAACGGGACAUUACCUAUGCAAUGCUUGCGGAUUGUAUCAUAAAAUGAACGGAAUGAAUAGGCCUCUGAUAAAACCUUCUAAACGCUUGACGGCGACAAGAAGGCUCGGCCUAUGCUGCACCAACUGCGGCACGAGAACGACGACAUUGUGGCGGCGUAACAACGACGGCGAGCCGGUGUGCAACGCCUGCGGACUGUACUUCAAGUUACACGGCGUGAAUAGGCCUUUAGCAAUGCGCAAGGACGGCAUCCAAACGCGCAAGAGGAAGCCCAAGAAGCCGGCUGGUGGGGACAGGGACGACAGCAGCACCGCCUCCGCCGAAGAACCAAAAACGCCUACAAUCCAACAGCACUCGAAUCAAAAUCAGCAACAAACUGCCACACAGCCUCAUCAGAGCCACUCCGACAAGUCACCAUCUGCUGAAAGACCCUACUUAGGCCAAACGUCUCUACUACCCGCCACAACUACAAGUGCAAUAAAAAGCGAACCCGGCUACGAUUACAGUUGCGUGCAAAAUCAACCGUCCUAUUCGUACCAACAGAUAUUCGGGUUCCCCGGCGGUAGCGGAACCAACGAAGUGGCGUAUCAUCAUCAGCAUCACGUUACGGCAGCGGCCAAAUUGAUGGCAUCGUCGUAGAUCUAGUCAAAUUUCAAAUUUCUCAGUGUCGUUUCGGAUUUUUGUGUCGUUCCUGUGUCAACUCGGCAGUUGAUUAAUGAUGUGUUCUGUGGCGAAAGAGGAGUUGUUGCAAUAUUAUACAGAUAAAUCGCGCUUGAUUAAACAGUAGGUAUUACUAUUACCAUCAGUAUGUAUGAUGUGGUUAAAAAUUAUCGGGAAGUGUUCAAAAAUGCCGCGAUAUAGGUAGAUUUUGUAUUGUUGCAAUACUUUCACACCAAAAAAAAUUAAAGGAACUGUUUAUAUUCUUUUAUAGAGUGAUCUAAGUGUGUGUAUUUUCAAUUCAAUGUUUUCUGUAAUAAACACUUAACUUAUUAACCCUGAAUUAAUAAAUCGGGGAAAAGAGAAUUUUUACAGGGAAGAAUAAUAUUGUAAAAACCUCUUUUUAUUGCGUCCUAUGGGUAAGUACUAAAAAUAAGUACUUAUGUAUAAGUAUAAAUACGAGUAAUUGUUAAAUUGUAAUAAAUUCGUAUAAAAAUAGAUGUUUUCCUUGCAG
Messenger RNA from Phyllotreta striolata, 1850 nucleotides. Lineage: Eukaryota; Metazoa; Arthropoda; Insecta; Coleoptera; Chrysomelidae. The record is from the annotation of a GenBank genome assembly.